AUGGAGGAGACUGCAGGAACGACGGACCGAGUGGACAUCAAGUCGUUCUACCCACUACUUUCCUAUCUCAUCCAGCUAAGCCACUUCGACGGCCCCGCACAUCCCGCCCUUCUUCACCAAGUAAUAAGUUCACCCCAUCCCACAAAUCAUGACGACGUCGUCGGCUUCCCUGACGGAUCCCCAGCCAAGCUCGUCAUGCUGGGCAAGCCAAUCCCUCCUUCAUCCUUAGGUCAACAUGAGUGGUGGCCGACCGCGAUCAGCUCUCUUGCUCGCGAACGACUCAUGCACCGUAUCAUGAGAGAGGGGUUCGUGCUCCCAAUUCUUUUGGCCGUCUGCGUUUCCUUGGUUAGUGAAAUGUACAGCACCACGGCCGUUCCUCCUUCUGAGGAACCGCUACUCCAAUACACAGGCCGACGUCGCAUUCGCCUAACUUACCACCGAACUCCUAUAGCUGAUUUCGGGAUCGUCAAAGGUCCUGUCAAAAUCGGCGGCAUGCACAGACUGGCAUACUACAGCCCCGAGAAGAACAUAUUUAUGCACGGGCAAGACCCCAACGACCACUACUGGAUAUACUUCAAAACAAUCUCUGGGGAAGAGCUCCUCCUCGACUGCUCCCUCGGCACCUUCAACAUGGGGCUCUUGGUCAGUACCGAUCCCUACAUCAAUCCCAACUUCUACAUGACGCCACUCGGGUUGGUGCCGAGUAUUUUUCAUGAUAGGGAGUAUCGACGGGAGACCGUGCUCUCUGUCAUCUGGCAAUCGGAGAAAGAGCGCUUUUCGAUACUACGGGACCCACAGGUGCAUCAAGCCCUGGGAUACCAUGAUCCUGGGCUCCAAUGGCCCGGACGCGACAUCCUCUACUCCCUCAUGAAAAAAAUUGCCGGGCGGCCGUCUUCCGAGCUCGAGAAGGAGCUUCUCCUCAAAUUCUGUGAAACAGAUUCAUUUAUCCUGCGGCAGAAUUUGCACCAUCAGUCAUAUUUGACAUUUCCUGAGCUUCCGAAAGUCGGAUGCGAGAGAGAGCUGAAUUCAGAGGGGAAACGAAAACCUUCGGAACCUGAUGAAGAGGUCUUCGCAUCUUUCAAUCAUAUGAAGAAAUUUACUAGAAAAUAUCGGAGAGGGGAGGUGACAGGAGGUGACUUCAUGUCACAUGAAAGCAUUCCGCGAUUUUCACGAGAUGCCCUCAGAGGCUAG
Messenger RNA from Cyclocybe aegerita, 1191 nucleotides. The record is from the annotation of a GenBank genome assembly. Lineage: Eukaryota; Fungi; Basidiomycota; Agaricomycetes; Agaricales; Hemipholiotaceae.